This is a messenger RNA of Limulus polyphemus (Atlantic horseshoe crab), 2324 nucleotides long. RefSeq names its product liprin-alpha-2-like. Gene Ontology annotation, biological process: synapse organization. Gene Ontology annotation, molecular function: protein binding. NCBI's taxonomy places the organism in Eukaryota, Metazoa, Arthropoda, Merostomata, Xiphosura, Limulidae. The record is from RefSeq and is a predicted model, not a curated record. Gene Ontology annotation, cellular component: presynaptic active zone.
CUGCUGCAUAAUCAUUUACAUGUGGAUAUGCAGAAGUGGGAGAUGGAAAGCUAGUGGCAAGUGUUGAAAAUUUGUGCUGAUGGAGACACCAGGUUCUGUGGAAACAAAAGAUGACAGUCGACUGUUGUUGCGAGAAUCAAGUCCCUCUACUCCACGAUCUUUGCGACUUGAACGAGUUGCACGAGCCUUAGCACAAAGUAGUGAAGAGCUUAGAAGAGAAAAUACUUAUAAUGCAAGCUUGCAUCCUAUUACACCUGCUGUUACGACAACUAUUACUACGACAAUAGCAUCCGUAUCAUCUUCCAUAACCACAGUUCCACAGGAUUUUUAUAUGAGAGAUGCAUAUUUAAACCAUAUACCAAUGAUGGAUGGAGGGUUUCUAAACUCUACCACCCCCUUCAGCUCCACCCAUUCUUCCCAAGAUUCCUUGCACAAAGCACAAAAAAAAAAAGGACUCAAGUCAUCACUUGGAAGAUUUUUUAGUAAAAAGGAAAAAGUGAAAUCAAAAGACAUUUAUGGAGUGACACAACAGGAAAAUGAAGUAAUUACUAGUGAUGCAUUAAACCUAACAAGUGGAGGAUUGGGACAGAAAGCUGAUUUUGACAGACGCACAAAAAAAAAACAUGAGCUACUGGCUGAAUCUAUGAAGGCUGGAACUCCAUUUGCUUUGUGGAAUGGUCCUACUGUUGUUGCAUGGCUAGAGCUCUGGGUGGGAAUGCCAGCCUGGUAUGUUGCAGCUUGUCAAGCAAAUGUGAAAAGUGGUGCUAUUAUGUCUGCUUUGUCUGACACUGAAAUCCAGCGAGAAAUUGGCAUUAGUAAUCCUCUCCACCGUUUGAAACUUCGUCUAGCCAUACAAGAGAUGGUUGCUCUUACUAGUCCUUCUUCACCCAAGCCCAUCCGAACUAGCUUAGUAUUUGGAGAAAUGAAUCAUGAGUGGAUAGGAAAUGAAUGGCUUCCUAGUCUCGGUCUACCUCAGUACCGAUCAACUUUCAUGGAGUGCUUAGUGGAUGCUAGGAUGUUGGAACAUCUCUCAAAGAAAGACUUAAGAAUUCACCUUAAGAUGGUUGAUAGUUUUCAUAGGACUAGUCUACAGUAUGGGAUCAACUGCUUAAAACGAUUGAAUUAUGAUAGAGAAGCAUUAGAAGAAAGAAGACGAAGCAGUGACCAUGAUAUAAAAGGAAUGUCAGGUGAGUUAUUGAAACUUCUUCAAGUUUGGGCUAAUGAACGGGUAAUAAAAUGGAUCAACUCCAUAAACCUCAAAGAAUACUCGAAUAAUCUUGUAGAAUCUGGAGUUCAUGGGACACUCAUAGCAUUAGAUGAAAGUUUUGACCACAAUGCUCUGGCCUUAGCACUUCAAAUUCCUACUCCAAAUACUCAAGCUAGGCAGGCAUUAGAACAAGAGUUUUCAAAUUUGCUUAUGAAAGGUACAGAUAGAAAGCCAGAACAGGCAAGACAGUUUCCAGUGUCUAGAUAGUUUGUUGUUGGGCUACCACUUUUCCACUGUGCCAGUGUCUCUCCUCCCCUUCUCCAGCUGUAUGUGCUUUGUGUGCAUGGUCUGUAUUUUCUGUUGCUGUUGAAAAUUUAUUCAGCUACUUUCUGUAACCAGUGCAACUUUGAAUGUUCUGUUGCUUUGUUUAGGCCGUGAAACAUCCACUUCACACAGGAGUUCCUCAUCAGAUUAUACAAGGAGACUGCCUUGUUUGACCACACGGCUAUUGUAAUGUUCAUUAACUCCCAGGCUAGAUUUAACAAUAUCAAGAGCUUCAUGUGUUUUCUAGUCAAAGAAACCCCACCAAGUUAGACGACAACAUUUACUUAGAUAUGUCUAUGAAUACGUUUGUUGCCGAACUAGUGCCACUCAUACCAGUGAUUGUUCUGGCUCGUUCUCAGCGUUCUAUUUUCUAAUUCAAGUUCAGUUGAAUCAAAAGACUGCUGUGUUAGAAACUUUCAUUACUUAUAAAUGACUUUGACCAACAUAUCUUCUAGAUUCUCAGUUAUGAAUGUUGCUGGUGUUAUGUUUGUUUUUGUAAAUACAACCACUAAGUAAAUCUCUAGCUUUAAUGCUUUGAAGUAGAAAGUUUUACCAAGACCCAGGUUCCUGUUUUGUUUUUUAAAAAUUAACUGAACAUUUUGUAACAACUUUUGUGUGUGUGUGACAUUAUAAUUUUAUUCAUUCAUUCAGUGUCAUAGCUUUAAUUGUAAUCUAUGUACAUGUAGCAUUAUUUAAGCAGCAAAUCAUUCACCCUCUGUACAAAAUAAUGUAAUCAUUGUAUUAAUAGAAAAGUAAAUAUUAUGUUUUACACCAAAUGUUUCCCCAAAGGUAU